AUGUCUCUUCUCAAGUCUGUGAUGCUGGGUGCCCUCGCCCUCUCCCAGUUCACCCAGGCCUACCCUGCUCCGGACCAGGGUCUCGAAGCCCGCAAGCUGUACCAGGUGGAAGACGCCAUUUCCGGCCUCGAGAGGCGCAAGCUCUUCAAUGUCGACGACAUCUCCAACGACGACCAUAAGAAGGCCCUCAAGACCGGCCUGAAGGACGCGGUCGAGGUCGCUUCCACGGCGCUCGACAAGAUGGACGACGAGAAGUACAAGUCCUACCUCUCGGCCUGGUUCGGCGACGACGACAACCACCGCGACACGGUGCGCCAGGUCUACAAGAACUUUGUCGGCUCCAACCACAACAAGGAGGGCGCCGACGUCCUCGGCAACGUCAUCGUCCACAACGACGACUACCACGAGAUCAACGGCCAGAAGUUCUGCUCCAUCAACAACAACGGCAAGACCGGCACCGCCUACUACAAGGUCAAGGACAAGAAGCCCGGCAUGCACUUCUGCCCCAAGUUCUUCGAGCGCAAGAGCAAGGACGAGUACAUCAAGGACAAGUGCGCCGGCAUCGCCCAGCACAUCAACACCGGCAGCAUCGGCCGCGUCUUCCAGGGCGCCAACGUCCUGCACGAGUUCAUGCACUACUCCAAGGUCGGCAAGGAGGCCACCGGCACCCAGGUUGCCGACCCGGCUUACGGCGCCUACAACUGCUACAAGCUGAAGGAUACCGACAAGACCCAGACCAUCCUCAACGCUGACAGCUACGUCUACUACGCCAUGCACAUCUGGCUGACCGAGACCUGCGGCCGCGACUUCUCUUACCCCCGCGACGAGCAGGACAACUAG
This is a messenger RNA of Diplodia corticola, 840 nucleotides long. RefSeq names its product peptidase m35. Gene Ontology annotation, molecular function: metallopeptidase activity. Bases 1 to 840 code for a protein of 279 amino acids. Lineage: Eukaryota; Fungi; Ascomycota; Dothideomycetes; Botryosphaeriales; Botryosphaeriaceae. The record is from RefSeq and is a predicted model, not a curated record. The transcript has a single exon.